This is a messenger RNA of Mizuhopecten yessoensis (Yesso scallop), 3478 nucleotides long. RefSeq names its product poly(A) RNA polymerase cid11-like. The transcript has 8 exons. NCBI's taxonomy places the organism in Eukaryota, Metazoa, Mollusca, Bivalvia, Pectinida, Pectinidae. Bases 130 to 1695 code for a protein of 521 amino acids. Gene Ontology annotation, biological process: RNA 3'-end processing. Gene Ontology annotation, molecular function: nucleotidyltransferase activity. The record is from RefSeq and is a predicted model, not a curated record.
UAUCAGUAUAGCAUAUGUGUAUUUCAGAUAUUUGUAACGUGACCCUGUGGCUCAACCGGGGGCAAACCGAAGUUCGAUUUCCGGAAAGUCGUAAGCCGAUAUCUUAUUUGUAGAUUAGUACGAUCCAUAAUGGCCGCGACCAGGUGUAAUGGUCCUGGCACUUUCUGCAAAUUGCUGUCGAGAAAAAGCUCAUUUAUACAAACAUUGUUGUACAGAUAUGCCAGCACAGAUAGUUUAAAAAUGGUUAAGCUUCAAAGUGACAAGUUGGAAGAGAGACGGACUCAAAUUAAAGUGAACAAACGAACAAAUAUAAAGCCUAACAAUGUCAAAUCAACAGAUUCAGAAGAUAUACAUGUAUAUAGAAAGGAUAGAAAAAUGGAAAAUAGGAAGAAAAACAAUGGACAGCAUGCACCGUCAUUCUGGAAAAUGAUUGAGAGGAGAUUGGUGGAGGCAAAGACACAUUAUGUAAUAACUAAAACAAAUCUACAAAAAUUGGACGCAGGGACCCUGAAAAGUUUAGAAGGAAUCCAUAUAACCAAACAAACUGUGAUAGUAAGAAGCCUGAAUGAAGAAGGUCACAGAUGGCUGGCUCAGCAAAAGAGGUUUACUGGGAAUUUAGACUUUGCAACAGGUCCACAAAAUGUUGUCGCUUACCUCAAGCAAUUUAGAGAUGUAUCGGUGAAUAAUCAGCUGCUGCAGUUCAACUAUAUACUGAGACAAAACAAGUCUCAUCAGAUCGCCUACUUUAUGGUUUACAAUGAGAUCCAGGAUGUAUUGAUGAAGAGUCUGCCUAAGCUUUCGGUCGGCAUACAUGGGUCAGCUGUCACUAACCUUGGAUGUAAGGGCAGUGAUUUAGAUAUUGUCAUAAACGUAUCUACCAAUAAGAGAAAAAUGUUUGAUCAGGUCAAGACAAAACUAGAGGAGGCUGAAUCACUUAAUAUUGGAUUUUGUGCUCCCCAUGCCAGAGUGCCGAUCAUCAAUGUUCAACACUGUCCCACAAAAAUAAGUUGUGACAUCUCCAUUGAGUCAUUUGCUCAAAGCAACAGUAAUCCCAUGGUUAACGCAGAGGUACUGUAUACCAUGAGUGUGUUAGAUGAUCGGUUCUGCUCCCUUGUGCGUAUCAUUAAAUACUGGGCUUCGUGUAGGGGUCUUUGUAAAGCUGGAGCAAACCCUUCACCACACGGUAUCACCUGGACAUUGCUCACACUUUUCUACUUUCAACAGAAAGGCAUUCUUCCUGCAGCAAGGAGACUGUAUUGUUAUCAAACAGCUGGGGCUCAGAAAACUAGAACAAGAGCCGUGCUGUCCUCCGAGAACAAUGCUCUAUGCCAACCUUUAGAUACACCGACAAUGAGGAGUAUAGAUGAUAUCUCAAAAGAUUUGAAGAAAAAUGAUGAAUUGCUGGUUGAUCUGCUGAAAGGAUUUUGUGAUUAUUACUUGGCGUUCGACUUCAGUAAAAGAAAGAUUUCCAUUUAUGAUGGCGUGUACUACCAAAGGACUUUAAGACAUCUUAGAGUUUCCGAUGGAGCAAUGGAGAUUCCACUUGAGUACAAAGAGUGUUACAACACAAAUGUGUCAAAAAAUGUGACCUCGGGUGUGAUAAACGUGAUGAAGAAAGAGUUGACAAAUUUACAUAAGGCCUUAAAUAACAACAAUCUUGGUUCUGUAUUGAAAGAAAGUGGAAGACAACUAUAAACAACAAGAACAGUUAGAUGGAAACAAAAUGUGCAUCGCUGCAAGACUUGAUCUUGUCUUGUGACAUUUUUCCUACAGAACCUAUAGACCAAGAAAAAAGAAUGAACUCUUUGGGAAGUGAGCUGUAUCAUGUUGUUUUAAUGCAUUAUCGUGGCUAUUGUUCAGGAUUGACAGAAUCAAACACUACCCGAAAUAUAGCCUUGAAUAUGCUUGUGAAACAGCCAUGAAAGAAAUCGGCUUUCAAAAAUAUUCCAUGAGCCAUGAAAAGUCUAUAAAAUUACUGUUAAAUCCAUGUGAAAUGUGUAACUGAAUCAACUUUUAAGUGAUGGGUGCUACCCAGCACUUUAAACAUGGCCAUUAACCUGCCUAUUUGAUGCCCAUUACAAACUGUUUGACUUCAUGGGUUCCCCAUUAAUCUUUCCAUCAAUCACACCCUUAUUAUUGCACAUUUUCAUGGCAUUUCAAUGGUCUAUAAAUGGCUUUGUGUUCAUGGCUUUUCAAGGUUAGUAAGUGGUAAAUUGUUUGGUAGUGGGAUAUCCAGAGAAAAAAAACCUUGUUAAUAAAGCACUUACAAUUUGAAAUAAAAAACAUUUUAAGCUUGCCAAUUCAAAGAACAGAAAACGUUUGCUCAUCACGAAGCAACUGAGAAUGGAGGCAAGAAUUUAUCCAUGUGCCAACAAUGAGAAAAUUAUUGGAAUAACAAACAAUGAAAAUGCUGUUUGAUAUCUAUUUACUACCACUAUUGUAGCUCACCGGUCUCUUUAAGUUGGCUUAAUCCCAUACAGUACCUUUCAUUCAACUUAUGAUAAAACCUUUGUGACCUCCAGCCACAAAGGUUCCCCUUUUUCUGUAGUUGCGGCUGUUUAUGAAUUUACUCAGAUUGAGAAAAAAAAGGUGGCCGCCUUAGGAUUUUGACAGUUCAAGAUUAAUAUCGACUUUUGUCAAGAUGUGCUUAACAGUUUUUUGUCAAAUUUUAUAUAAUGGUUCCCCUUUGCCUGUAGCUGUGCAUGUGCAUGGUUCAUUUUAGACUGAUAAAAAAACCAAGAUGGCUGCCUUGAAAAGCCAAUUUUUAUUUCGAUAGUUCAAGUAUGUUAUCGCUUUUCUUCAAGAAGCACACAACCUCUUUCUCAAAUUUCAUAUGUAGGUUCCUUUUGGUUUGAUGAUGUGCAUAUAUUUGUACGCCCCUCAAAAAGUUUGAUGGGAUGUAUUGGGGAGCACCAAUCCAUCCAUAAAUGGUCAUAUGUAGGCCCUGUUUGGUCUAUAGUUGUGCAUAAUUCAUUUUAAGACUGAUCAAAAAAGGAAAAUUGCUAUCAGUGCAGCCAUCGUCAGUAUUGACAGUUCAAGUUUGUUAUCACUAUUUCUCUAUAAGGCUGCCAGACAUAUCUUGUGUAGACUGGGACUGGGCUCUAGGUUUUUUGAUUUUGGUUUUUAGCUUGAAGUGGCUUUAUCAGAAGGAAAAUAUGGCAAUCAAACGGAAAUUUAUCUCUCCUUUUCAAUAUAUUUAACCCAUUACUAUUUUAGUUAAUAGGACCCAACUAGGAAAGGGUGCUGUCAAAUCCAGCAAUGUGAAUUUUUUAUCAGAAGCAACCACAAGAUGCAUUUACUGUUAAUAAGACUAUUAAUCUAAUAGAUAGGAGAAAAGACCAGUACUUAGUACUAAAGAACAUCUUACAAUGACGGCCUCCAAGAUCCCACUGGGAUAUCUUGUUAGAACACUGGCCUAUAUAUUGAAAAGUGAAACUGUUUUGAAUAUCAAAAAUAAAAAAAUAAAUUAUAUAAAGAA